ACUCGGUUUUUUCGCGAACCGAUUCGGUCUUUGAAAUUUAAAAUUAUUCAUACCGAUUUACAUGGCUUUACUUAAAUUUUCUGAUGUUUCGUUGCUUGAAAAGCUUUAUCAGAACAACAAUUUAAUUUUUGCGAGCUGAUUGAUUUUUGGAGACGGGCUUUAUUCGGAACAUAGCCGAGGAUUUUUACUUUUUCUCAAGUUAUUGAUUUUCACCAAUGAGAGUCCAUUUUUUAGACCCUAAUUUAUUGAGAGUCCAUUUAGCCAAUGAGAGUCCUAAUUUAGCCAAUGAGAGUCCAUUUUUUAGACCUUUAUUUAUUUUGAAGACCCUGAUUUCAUUAGAGGGUGGCGAGUCCUGCUCAAUUUCGGGUCAAUGAUUGCCCUGUUCAUUUUGAUUGCCUGUACGAAUUCGCGAAAAUUCGUAUUGUCUCCUGGGAUUAUUGCAUGACGGAAUACAAAAUUUGGUUAAAUGAAAUGGUUAAAUCUAAAGCACAUUUGUUGAAGUAACGUCAUAUUGUACUUUAUUAUUCACUAGAACAUUCUUACCACUAAAACACACCAAGUUGAAACGACCAAUUAAAAUGCGCCACGCCGAAAAGUGAUCUAUUUGUUUCAUUCUCCUAAUAAUAUUCAGAAGCGCGUGCUUUUUUCUUUCCUUGUUGAACAAAUUUUUCCAAAUAAUUACUCAUCAUUUGCUUGGUCUAAAUUUCUGGAGAUUCUUUAGGGUUUUAUCUCCAAGAUUCUUUCGGACAGGAUUUUAUCUAUUGCCUGUGGCGUUUGGGAUCGCGUGAACAUAUUUUAGAGUUGUUCAUGUUUAAACAGUUGUAGAAAUUGUAUGGUUCUGACGACAAGAAUGAGUCAUCUAGUGUUGCUUUGUUUGACCCUGUGUGGUAUCAGUUUGACCUCUGCCCUCUACUCUCCAUCUGACGCUGUAGUCCAGCUGACCCCUGCUAAUUUCGACUCCCAAGUGACCAAUGGGAAAGAGUUGUGGCUAGUCGAAUUCUACGCUCCCUGGUGUGGACACUGCAAGAACUUAGCUCCCGAAUGGAAGAAAGCAGCCUCUGCAUUGCAAGGAGUAGUCAAAGUGGGCGCUGUUGAUGUGGACGCCCAUCAGGAGUUCGGAUCCAGGUUCGGAAUCAAGGGUUUCCCAACCAUCAAAGUGUUCGGUGCCAACAAGAAGUCUCCUACUGAAUACAACGGUGCUAGAACUGCCAGUGGAAUUGUAGAUUCGGCUAUGGCAGAGCUGAAAAAAUUAGUUAACGCCAGGCUAGGCGGAAGUGGAAGUAAAGGCGGAUCCUCGGGAGGUGGCAGUGGCAACAACAAAGAUGUGAUCACGCUGACUGAUUCGAACUUCGAAGAGAUGGUGAUGCAAAGUGAAGACAUGUGGCUUGUGGAGUUCUUCGCCCCCUGGUGUGGUCACUGUAAGAAAUUGGCGCCCGAAUGGGCAAGAGCGGCCACUGACCUGAAAGGAAAGGUCAAACUGGGCGCUGUGGAUGCCACUACUGAGACAAAUCUGGCCCAGAAGUAUGGAAUUCGAGGCUACCCCACUAUCAAACACUUUCCCUCUGGAAAAGCAGCCAAACAGAGCCCAGUGGACUAUGACGGAGGGAGAACUGCGAGUGACAUAGUGGCGUGGGCCGAGACAAAAGCAGUCGUGAACUACCCGCCACCCGAAUUGACACAAAUCAUCGACGCCGAAAUUCUUAAAGAAGCGUGCACUGAACAUUCCGUGUGUGUGGUUACCUUUCUCCCACACAUUUUAGACGAUAUGGCUGUUGGCCGAAAUAAGAAACUAGCCCUUUUGAAGAAGAUCGGAAACGAGUUCAAGCAGAAGAAUUGGGGAUGGGUUUGGGCGGAAGGAGGCACCCAGCCUGCCGUUGAAAGCGCAGUCGGCGUAGGCGGUUUCGGCUACCCAGCCAUGGUUGUAGUGAACGUGAAAAAGAACGUGUUCGUGACUUUGCGAAGUGCCUUUGAUGAAGAACACGUGACCGAGUUGCUGAAGGCUGUUUCGGUUGGACGAGGCAGAACUGAACCUCUUCAGUUGACUGAAUUGCCGAAAGUUGACAAAAUCGAAAAGUGGGAUGGCAAAGAUGGAAAGCCUCCUGUUGAAGAGCACGAUGAGUUCUAAAGGAGAGUUUGAAGUGACCAAAGUAUCAGUUGUUUUUAAUCACGCAUACUUUGCUUCGAAUAGCAGUUCAAGAUAUCAAAAACAAACAAAAUAAAUUGUCAUUACUGAAAAUACAAUAAUAUAUGUGGUUAAAUUUGUUCGCUUCAAGCUGAAAUGUGUUAAUAAUUGUUCAGUCUUUGGAAGACCCGUGAAAUCAUGGAUUAUAAGUAAUAUAACAAUGAUGUCCUUAUUUGUAAAAAAUUGUCUUAUGAGGUGUUGUCUUUACGUUUUUUGGAGGGCUUAAUCUGAUAUAUUUUCUGAGGUAAUAUUGUUAAAGUUUGUUCAACAAUAGUGAAAUUUUAAAGUUUGAUUUUA
Molecule: messenger RNA, 2479 nt
Organism: Symsagittifera roscoffensis
Lineage: Eukaryota; Metazoa; Xenacoelomorpha; Acoela; Convolutidae
Product: protein disulfide-isomerase A6 homolog
Exons: 3
Coding region: 833-2125 (430 amino acids)
Biological process (GO): response to endoplasmic reticulum stress
Cellular component (GO): endoplasmic reticulum lumen
Molecular function (GO): protein disulfide isomerase activity; protein-disulfide reductase activity
Source: RefSeq, a predicted model, not a curated record